This is a messenger RNA of Solea solea (common sole), 2724 nucleotides long. RefSeq names its product transketolase a (gene tkta). The record is from RefSeq and is a predicted model, not a curated record. Gene Ontology annotation, molecular function: thiamine pyrophosphate binding; transketolase activity. NCBI's taxonomy places the organism in Eukaryota, Metazoa, Chordata, Actinopteri, Pleuronectiformes, Soleidae. The transcript is spliced from 13 exons. Gene Ontology annotation, cellular component: extracellular exosome; endoplasmic reticulum membrane. Gene Ontology annotation, biological process: ribose phosphate biosynthetic process; pentose-phosphate shunt, non-oxidative branch. The coding region runs from base 78 to 2051 and encodes 657 amino acids.
AAACUCAGCAGAGGAUCUUCGUGAGUUGAUUCGAUUUUUUUCUUUCCUGGUGCUGUGGAACUUGACAUUUUGCCUACAUGGAGGAUUAUCACAAACCUGACCAGCAGACAGUGCAGGCACUGAGGAACAUCGCCAACCGCCUCCGGAUCAACUCCAUCAAGGCAACAACUGCAGCGGGCAGCGGACACCCGACAUCAUGCUGCAGCGUGGCUGAGAUCAUGUCUGUGCUUUUCUUCCACACCAUGAAGUAUCAUCCUCAGGAUCCCAGGAACUUCAACAACGACCGCUUCAUCCUGUCCAAGGGCCAUGCUGCUCCGGCCCUGUACGCCAUGUGGGUUGAAACAGGUUUCCUGAAGGAGACUGAGCUGCUCAGUCUGUGCCAGGUUGACUCGAUGCUGGAGAGCCACCAGACCCCGGUAAACUGUCACAAUACGACCAAUAACAACCUCUGGAAUCACCACAUGGAAACCAACUGUUGUGUGUUUGUGUUGUGCACAUUUCAGAAGCAGCGAUUUGUCGACGUAACCACUGGCUUCCUGGGGCAGGGUCUCGGUGUGGCUUGCGGGAUGGCCUACACUGGGAAAUAUUUUGACAAGUCCAGUUACCGCGUGUAUUGUCUGCUGGGGGAUGGUGAGAUGUCGGAGGGAUCUGUGUGGGAAGCCGUGUCGUUUGCCUCGUACUACCAGCUUGACAACCUAGUGGCCAUCAUGGACGUCAACCGACUGGGCCAAAGUGACGCUGCACCGCUGCAGCAUCACGUGGAGAAAUAUCAGAAACGUUAUGAAGCUUUCGGCUGGAACACUAUAAUUGUGGAUGGACACAGCGUGGAAGAGCUUUGCAAGGCUCUGAGUCAGCCACGCUAUCAACCCACUGCAAUCAUUGCUAAAACCAUCAAGGGCAAAGGAAUUCCAGCUGCAGAAGAUAAGUUAGGCUGGCACGCCAAACCUCUGCCCAAAGACAUGGCCGAGAUGGUUACGAAGGAUCUGCAGGGCCGCAUCACCAACAGCAGCAAGCGCUUGUACCCGACGUCUCCCACAGAGGACUCCCCACCGGUCAGCCUGAGAAACAUCAGAAUGCCAAGUGCCCCGAGCUACAAGGCUGGAGAAAAGAUUGCCACACGGAAAGCCUAUGGCACGGCUUUGGCCAAGCUGGGCCGCUACAAUGAGCGCGUGGUGGUCGUCGACGGAGACACCAACAACCUCACGUGCUCGGAGAUCUUCAAGAACGAGCAUCCCAACCGCUUUGUGGAGUGCUACGUUGCUCAGCAGAACAUGGUCAGUGUUGCCAUGGGAACCGCUGCGCGUGACAGGAACGUGGUGUUUGCCAGCACGCUGGCUUCCCUCUUUACGCGGGCCUACGAUCAGCUCCGCAUGGCAGCCAUUACAGAGAGCAACAUCAACCUGUGCGGCUCCCACUGUGGCCUCUCCAUCGGAGAAGAAGGCCCCUCUCUGAUGGGUCUGGAGGACAUCGCCAUGUUCAGGGCCCUUCCCACCGCGACCAUUUUCUGUCCCAGCGACGGUGUCGCGACAGAGAAAGCUGUGGAACUGGCUGCAAGCACCAAGGGCGUUUGCUACAUCCGCACCAGCCGCCAGGACAGUGCGGUCAUCUACAACAGCAAUGAGGACUUCCAUGUUGGACAGGCAAAGGUGGUGUACCAGAGCAAGGACGACCAGGUGACUGUGGUGGCAGCUGGAGUGACUUUGCAUGAGGCCCUGGCUGCAGCUGAGCAUUUAAAGAAAGAGAGGAUCACCGUCAGGGUCAUCGACCCCUUCACCAUCAAACCCCUGGAUGUCAAAACCAUCAUGGAUCACACACGUGCCACGCGGGGACGCGUCAUCACUGUGGAGGAUCACUACUAUGAGGGUGGCCUUGGGGAGGCAGUGUGCUCAGCAAUGGUCAAUCAGUCCGGCUUCAACCUGCAGCGUCUGGCCGUGUCUCACGUUCCCCGCAGUGGCAAACCUCAGGAGCUGCUCAAGGUCUACGGCAUCGACCGUGAUGCCAUCUCUCAGGCCGUGCGCAAGAUGCUCAGCAGCUCCACCAACGCCAAGUAGCAUCUUAUCCUCCUGUAGCACCCGCAUGCACGCCCGCCCGCCCGAUCACACCCCCAUACAGUCAAGUCUUAGUGUCCAAGUGUGUCCUACAAGUUUGUGCCAUACACUUUGAAGUAGAGUUCCACAAUUGCCAUUUUGUUCAUGCAUCACAUCCCAUCACAUUUACUCAUUAUACCUGCAUUUUCAUGGCCCCAGAUUAUCAUCAAACCUAAUAAUACAAAUGCCCUCACGUGUACUUCUAAAUUCUUGUUGAAGAACGUCAUUGUGUGUUUUUUUAUAUUGUUUUGAUAUAGCACCUUUUACAGGGCGGGGGAACAGUCUAAAAAUAAGUGUUGUUUGGCAUCGGUGUGAAAAAAUAAUUGAAUUAUGUCACUGUUUUUAGAGGGUAGUUAUGAAAUAAAAAAAAAAAAUGUAGAGUAGUCACACAGAAGCACAAUUCACACAUUCAUACUUUUUGUCUGUUUGUUAUUGACUUUAUAAUCACCAUAAACACAAACACCUCAGUGUUCAUCUGUGCCAGUUGAACCACAUGUAGUCAGAUGUGAUGAUAAACAACAUGGUCACUUGUGACCGUGAAGAUAGAGUUACGUGUGAAUCCAAGAUCAAACGCUGUGUUUGUUUUUGAAAUUUUGUAUGCGUCUUAGUUCCAUGUAAUAAAGCCGUCUGCAUUUGA